ACCACAAUUCUCCCUAAAGAAAUUAAAAAAAAAAAAAAAAAACUUCUCUCCCUUUCUCCCUCUCUCUCUCUCUGACUAUUUAGCAAACACUUUGAAUCCCAACCAUGAAUACCCACAUUGAUAACCUCUGUGUGUUUGCCUUGGCCUCCAAAUGCACACAAGAAAACAUUGCAUGGUCAAUUUUUGUCAUGGCUUCACUCUGGCUAACCAUGACUUUCUUUCACUGGUCUCACCCUGGUGGUCCUGCUUGGGGCAAGUACUACUACUACUCCACAUGGAGAAAAACCACCACCAACAACAACAACAACCUUAACCUUCCCUCUUCUAAUGUCUCAAACACCAACAACAUUAAAAAGAACAACACAAUGAUUCCUGGUCCAAAAGGGUACCCUUUUAUUGGAAGCAUGAACCUCAUGACCUCACUAGCACACCACCGUAUAGCAGCGGCGGCGAAAGCAUGCAGAGCCACAAGACUCAUGGCCUUCAGCCUCGGCGAAACACGUGCUAUUGUCACGUGCAACCCCGACGUUGCUAAAGAGAUUCUUAAUAGCUCUGUUUUCGCUGAUCGUCCUAUAAAGGAAUCUGCUUACAGCCUCAUGUUCAACCGCGCCAUCGGUUUCGCCCCUUACGGCGUUUACUGGCGAACCCUGAGGAGAAUCGCCGCCACGCACCUCUUCUGCCCCAAACAAAUCAAGGCCUCGGAGAUUCAACGCUCUGAGAUCGCCACACAAAUUAUCCACGCCUUCACGAACCGCCACAACAACAACCACGGUUCUUUCGCGGUUCGACCGGUGCUGAAGGAAGCGUCGCUAAAUAACAUGAUGUGGUCGGUGUUUGGACAACGGUAUAAGGUAGACGAGGCAAACAGUGGAAUGGAGGAGCUGAGUGGAUUAGUGGAACAAGGGUAUGACUUAUUGGGUACCCUUAAUUGGGGUGAUCACUUACCCUGGCUUAAAGACUUUGAUGCUCAAAAAAUCCGGUUCGCUUGUUCCGAACUUGUCCCCAAGGUGAACCGGUUCGUUGGUUCAAUCAUCGCCGACCACCGAGCCGACAUAACCCAAACCAACAUGGAUUUCGUUCAUGUCUUGCUCUCUCUCCAAGGACCAGAUAAGUUGUCUGAAUCCGACAUGAUUGCUGUCCUCUGGGAAAUGAUAUUUAGAGGGACGGAUACUGUGGCGGUUUUGAUUGAGUGGAUACUAGCAAGGAUUGUGCUUCAUCCUGAGGUUCAAGAGAAGGUGCAAGCGGAGCUUGACCGUGUAAUUGGUGGUGGGUCACGUGACAUCAGGGAGGAGGAUGUGACGGCGAUGGUGUACCUUCCGGCGGUGGUUAAGGAGGUCCUGAGACUGCAUCCUCCGGGCCCACUUCUCUCGUGGGCCCGUUUGGCAAUAACUAAUACAACCAUUGAUGGGUAUCAUGUGCCUGCGGGGACCACUGCCAUGGUUAAUAUGUGGGCCAUAACUCGGGACCCAGAGGUGUGGAGGGACCCACUUGAAUUUAUGCCAGAGAGGUUUUUGGGCAAAGGGGUCGAGUUUUCUGUUUUCGGGUCGGAUCUGAGGCUGGCUCCGUUCGGGUCGGGUAGAAGGACUUGUCCCGGGAAGACUUUGGGUUUGAGUACUGUGACCUUCUGGGUUGCUAGGCUUUUACACGAGUUUGAAUGGCUACCGUCUGAUGAUAAUGAGGUUGAUCUAACGGAGGUGCUGAGGCUCUCUAGUGAAAUGGCUAACCCUCUCACUGUUAAAGUGCGCACUAGGCGUGGGUUAAACUUAUCUAAGUUAAGUUGAAACUUUGUUUUAAUUUAAUGUAAUGAAAAAAAACAAAAACAAAAAACAAAAAAAGAGAGAUGGUUGGUUUCAAAUAUAUGGCACUUGGGAGCCACUAAAUGUUAAGAGAAUCAGUGAAUGAAGGUAGAAUACGGUAGAAGACUGGGUUAGCUCUGUCUCUGUUAUAUGGUCAUUAGGUUUUCUAUCUUUCUUUUCUUAAUUUGUUUUUAAUUUGACAGUCAAGUCUCAAGUGUCAACUUGUCUAAUUAUCAAAGAUUAAGAAAAUCUAUUUCCAUUGUAAAUA
Messenger RNA from Gastrolobium bilobum, 2064 nucleotides. RefSeq names its product cytochrome P450 78A3-like. The record is from RefSeq and is a predicted model, not a curated record. The coding region runs from base 105 to 1781 and encodes 558 amino acids. Gene Ontology annotation, molecular function: iron ion binding; heme binding; monooxygenase activity. The transcript is spliced from 2 exons. Lineage: Eukaryota; Viridiplantae; Streptophyta; Magnoliopsida; Fabales; Fabaceae.